CAUACAAGCAAUUUUCGCCGAAAGGUUCGCUAGGAUUUGGCAAAGAUUUUAAAGAUCAAAACGCACGUGUUAUAAGAUUUCGUGUUUUCAGUAUCGAUAGAAAUCAACACAUAAUGAAUCCGGCCGAUAUUGAAAGUCGUGCGUCUGUUUUCUUGGCUUUAUCAGGCGUAAAAUAUGCAUUAGUAAACAUGAUGGUAACAGAUAACAAAUAUCUUGUGCGGAAUAUUGCAGUUCUAAUCAUAUUUCGCGUCCAGGAUAACAAAAGGCCAGCGAAACAUAAGCAAUCCAUGAAUUUCACCCAUUUCCGACCACUUCUUCGUUGUAGUGGUCUGCCCUGCUUUCUUCAUAAUCGAGAUCGAAGACCGCUGCAUGAAAGAGAAGCAUAUUUAGGAAAACGUGAAAUUACGAAUGGAAGACGUGACAGUGAUAUGAAACACGAACGCGGCCCGUCAAGACUGACGACAUUCACAAGUCUGCAAUUCGAAAAUCGCGAAAUUCGUAAGCUUUGCCUUUCGGUUGGCAGUGGUUAA
This is a messenger RNA of Acanthocheilonema viteae, 530 nucleotides long. Lineage: Eukaryota; Metazoa; Nematoda; Chromadorea; Rhabditida; Onchocercidae. The record is from the annotation of a GenBank genome assembly.